This is a messenger RNA of Ilex paraguariensis (yerba mate), 948 nucleotides long. The record is from the annotation of a GenBank genome assembly. NCBI's taxonomy places the organism in Eukaryota, Viridiplantae, Streptophyta, Magnoliopsida, Aquifoliales, Aquifoliaceae.
AUGCACGGUGAGGGGGAUUAUCUUCUUGCUGAUGAUCUGAAGCCUGAAGCAGGGAAACGUAUGGAGAAAGGUAAAGAAACUGAAAAGGGUUGGAAGAUUGUUAAGGGAAGGGGUGGUGCUGUGAAUAAACAGGAAAGAAUUCAGAUCUCUGUUGAUCCAAAAACUGUAAAAGAUCCUUCCAAGCAGGUUGGUAGUGAAAGGGGUACUGGCUUCAUAUCUGAAGGGAGGUUCAAUGUAUUAAGAGAAGGUGUAGGGUCAGGUGAGGUUGGGGGGAAUAAUGGAGGUGAUGGGUUUAGGGUUUUGAAUACAGAUUUGGAGAAACAGGGUGGUUUGGAGAAAGGGGUUUCUUUGUCAGAGCCUCAGUCUUUUUUGGUGAAGGGAAUUUCUUCGUUUGAAUUUCAGGGGGGUUUAAAUAGGCAGAUGAGACUUGAAUCUGAUCAGAGGAAUUUGGAGAGUCUGGGUGCUAUUAAUGAAGGGGCUGUUGAAAAGGCGGUGGAUGGGUCAGAUUCAUGUGAAGAAACCAAGGAGUCAGAAAGUUUUGGUAAUCAGAAGAGAGGAGGCGAAGGGUUAGAUGAUUUGGAAGGAGAGAAUAAGCUUUCUGCGUCUUCUUCUUCUUCUCCUGAAAAUAGAGAGCUCAGUUUGAGUAAUUUGAAAGAAAUGGAGAUUGAGGUGGGGAAGGAGCAUUUUUCAGUACGUGGCUUGAACAAACAAGUUUCUAUUUCUUCUAAUUCCUCUUUUCUUGUUGAUCGUCAGUAUGAGGCAAGGAAGAUGAUGGAUUUUUCUUUAGAUGAUAUUUCGGGGCUGGUGAGAAACAGAGUACCCCCAGGUAAAGGAUUUAUGUCUGAUCAAGAGAGUUUAAAAGAUUGGGCGGAGUUGUCAGAAAACUAUGAGGAAGUGUGCAAAUGAUAGAAGAUAUGGGGGCAGGGUUGGAUGAUCUGGAAAAUCAAG